AUGUUGUCGCUUCCAAUCUUGUGGCUCUGCGUCUCCGCCGCGCUCGCCAUCCCGGCGGGUAAGACGCCGCCGAUCCCCCCGGCCGACCCGGCGCCCACGCCUCCGGCGACCAUUCCGGUCUGUGCCUCGACGAGCCUGCCGUGCACAUUUGCCGUCAACAACAUUGCCUACCAAAAGUAUACGCCCUUUCCUGGCACCAUUGAGGAGGGUCUCGACUCCAUGACCUUGGCGUUUGGUGUCAUGAAUGAUGCAAACGACAUUAGUACGGCUUGCAGCUUUACGAAUGGAAAGUAUGGAGGUCAGUGGUCCGACAACGGAACGAGGUGGUACUCGUGUGGUUCGAGAACCAUCGUCGACGAAGAUGGCGCCCAGCAUGUGUUGAAAACCAAUGCACGUUUCGAUUGGAAUUCGUGGCAUCUCACUGUCAACCAGACGUGGGUUUGCGGUGAUGACGAAGGGCAAGAAUCCAGCAUUGGCGCAAAUGCCACAGUACUGCUGGCACCAAAAUGUACAAACGAAUCCACCACAGCAUACAAUUUCACGGAAUGUUCUGCACCAGACUUGUUGGGCGAUGGGUUUCCUUUCCUGGGUAAAUGA
Pestalotiopsis fici W106-1 is the source of this 597-nucleotide messenger RNA. RefSeq lists its product as uncharacterized. The record is from RefSeq and is a predicted model, not a curated record. The transcript is spliced from 2 exons. Lineage: Eukaryota; Fungi; Ascomycota; Sordariomycetes; Amphisphaeriales; Sporocadaceae. Bases 1 to 597 code for a protein of 198 amino acids.